Messenger RNA from Neoarius graeffei (lesser salmon catfish), 1833 nucleotides. It is a transcript of the gene galnt18b, whose product is annotated as UDP-N-acetyl-alpha-D-galactosamine:polypeptide N-acetylgalactosaminyltransferase 18b. The record is from RefSeq and is a predicted model, not a curated record. The transcript has 11 exons. The coding region runs from base 1 to 1833 and encodes 610 amino acids. Gene Ontology annotation, cellular component: Golgi apparatus. NCBI's taxonomy places the organism in Eukaryota, Metazoa, Chordata, Actinopteri, Siluriformes, Ariidae.
AUGGCGUGCACGAGGAGAACCAAAACUUUGGUGUCGACAUGUGUGAUCCUGAGCGGCAUGACCAACAUUGUGUGUCUGCUCUAUGUCGGAUGGGUCACGAACUACAUCGCCAGUGUGUAUAUUAAAGUCCCGGUGCCUGUCCCGGUCAGGAAGUUGGAGGGCGACAAGAAGGGCGAAACUCUGCGGAUUAUAGAGCGACUCGACCGGCUGGAAAAUGUCGUCAACCAGCACAUACAAGAAACCCCGCUGAAAUCAGACAGUAAUCAGGAGGACCGAUCGUUCUCCGACUCCUCACUCUUCAGCCACUGGGGUCAGGAUCUGAACUCCGAGAGCCGCCGGGUCGCCCUCAAGAUGUUCCAGUACUACGGUUACAACGGCUACCUCAGUGACCGCCUGCCCAUGGACCGAUCCAUCCCCGACUACAGACCUGAAGGGUGUAAGAACAUGUCGUACCCCUCGAACCUGCCGCAGGUCAGCAUCGUGUUCAUCUUCGUCAACGAGGCGCUGUCCGUCAUCCUGCGCUCCGUCCACUCGGCCAUGAACAAAACUCCCAGCCAUCUGCUCAAAGAGAUCAUACUGGUGGAUGAUAACAGCAGCAGCGAGGAGUUGAAGGAGAAGCUGCAGGACUUUGUCAAAGAGACGAACACUAGACGUCCAGGCUUUAUAAAGAUGGUGCGGCACAACAAGCAGGAGGGUCUGAUCCGGUCCCGUGUGAGCGGCUGGAGGGCUGCGACUGCCCCCGUGGUGGCUCUGUUUGACGCCCAUGUGGAGUUUAACACUGGCUGGGCCGAGCCGAUUCUCCAGCGGAUCAAAGAGGACCGGACACGGAUCAUCUCGCCAUCGUUCGACAACAUUAAAUACGACACGUUUGAGGUGGAGGAGUACCCACUGUCCGCUCAGGGCUUUGACUGGGAGCUGUGGUGUCGCUACCUGAACCCACCCAAGUCCUGGUGGAACCUGAACAACACCACCUCUCCAAUCAGGAGCCCUGCUCUGAUUGGCUGCUUCAUCGUAGACAGGAAGUAUUUUGAGGAAAUCGGGUUGCUGGAUGAAGGUUUGGAAAUCUACGGCGGUGAGAAUGUGGAGCUGGGCGUCAGGGUGUGGCAGUGUGGCGGCAGUGUGGAAGUCCUGCCCUGUGCCCGCAUCGCUCAUAUCGAGCGCGCCCACAAGCCUUACACCGAGGACCUGACUUCACACGUGCGCCGUAACGCCCUGAGAGUGGCUGAGGUGUGGAUGGACGAGUUUAAGAGCCACGUCUACAUGGCCUGGAACAUUCCACAGGAGGACUCGGGCAUAGACAUUGGCGAUAUCUCCGAGAGGAAAGCCCUGAGGAAAAGGCUGCAGUGUAAGACGUUCAGGUGGUAUCUGGUGAACAUCUACCCCGAGAUGAGGAUGUACACGGACACCAUCGCUUAUGGAGUGCUGAGGAACUCUCUGAAGAGCGAUCUGUGUCUGGAUCAGGGGCCCGACACCGACAACGUCCCCAUCCUCUACCUCUGCCACGGGAUGACUCCUCAGAACGUGUACUACAGCAGCACGCAGCAGCUCCACGUGGGCGUACUCAGCCCCACCAUCGACGACGAUGACAACAAGUGCCUGGUGGACGUGAACGGGCGGCCGAGGCUCAUCGAAUGCAGCUACGCCGCCACCAAGCGCAUGAAGCUCCACUGGCUUUUCACACAGAGAGGCUCCAUACAGAACAGAAAGUCAAAGCGAUGCCUCGAGCUUGUGGAGAGCAACGAAAGUGAGUUCGGCUUUGAGCUCACCGUCCAGAAAUGCACCGGACAGAAAUGGACCAUUACCAGCGUUCUGCCUGCUGGUGGCACCUUGUAA